Miscanthus lutarioriparius is the source of this 1185-nucleotide messenger RNA. The record is from the annotation of a GenBank genome assembly. Lineage: Eukaryota; Viridiplantae; Streptophyta; Magnoliopsida; Poales; Poaceae.
AUGUGGGUAGCUCAAGCCAUCACAGUCGCAGCACAGCCAGAGCACAAACAGUUGCAGUAUCACCAGCGGGACGAGCUAGAAACAGAGAGCCUGCUCUGCUCGAAUGGCGUUCAAGAAAGCAGCCAUCGGACUCUCUUCCUUCUCCUCCUCCUCCUCCUCGUCGCGCCCAGCGCCACCGCGGCGAGACCGACGCACCAGCUGACUUCCGACGACGACGACGACGGCGCUGGUGCUGCGGCGCCCGCUACCGCACCGGCCGUCGCACCUGCGGCUGCUGACGCACCGAUCGCUGCCGCCAAUGCCAUCCCAGCUGCGGCAGGAGGGGCCGGUGUGGCGGCGCCCGGAGGCGCCGCGGCAGCUGACGCACCGGUCGCUUCCAAUGCCAUCCCCGCUGCUGCUGCGGCGGCUGGUGGCGCUCCUGAGGCAGCUCCGGUCGCAGCCAACACCAUCCCUGUGGGGGCGGGGGCGGCCGGCGGCGCUGACGGCCACGGGAUGGUCUUCUUCAUGCACGACAUCCUCGGGGGCACGAACCCGUCGGCGCGCAUCGUGGCCGGCAUCGUGGACAACGCCGCGGUCACGGGGCAGCUCCCCUUCGCGCGGCCCAACGGCGCCGUGCUGCCGCUCAACAGCGGCGUGAACGUCAACUCCGGCGCGGCGGGCGCCAUCGACAACAACAACAUCCCGUUCCUCACGGGCCUCGGCGGCGCCACCAACGCCGCCAAGUCCAUCGGCAGUAACGGGAACGGGAACGGCAACGGCAACGGCGUCUCCGUCUUCUCCGGCGGCAGCCUCCCGCAGGGCACCACGCUGCAAAAGCUCCUCUUCGGGACCAUGACGGUGGUGGACGACGAGCUGACGGAGGCGCCGGAGCUGGGGUCCGCGGCGGUGGGCCGCGCGCAGGGGUUCUACAUCGCCAGCUCCGAGGAGGGCGUCAGCCAGACGGUGGCGGUGACCGCCAUGUUCAAGGAGGGUGGGUUCGAGGACACCAUCAGCUUCUUCGGCGUGCACCGCACCGUGGACUCGGAGUCGCACCUCGCCAUCGUCGGCGGCACCGGGAAGUACGUCGGGGCCAAGGGCUUCGCCAAGGUGGCCGUGGUGAGGCCCGGAGGGGUGGUGGCGUCCGGCGCGCUGCUCGAGACCGACGGCAUUGAGACCGUGCUCCAGUUCACCGUGUUCCUCGUGUAA